AUGGAUCCCACUAUCACCAUCAUUGCUUUUCCCUUGCAAAAACAGAAUAAAACAGCCUGUAAUAGAGCUGUGAGCACAACAUUUUACCUUUCUCUCUCUUCUCUUCUUUCUCUUAGCAAGAACGCCACACGAUCAACCAUUCCCACUCGCUUGGGCGUUUCUUGUUCUUGUCAGAGAGCCACCAUGAGCUCUAUUAUCCACAACUUUCAAAGGAGCCAAGCACUCCCUGUCUCUCAAACUGAAUCAAAAGAGCAGCUGCCGGGGCUACGAAGAAGGCUUUCCUCUCUGUCUCUUAAACUACAGCCUAUCUCUUGUCCAGCAGCGUCAUGGACAUUCCCCAGAUCAAAGUCUUUGUCUUCCAUGGGAGAGUAUGCUGGUAGCUCCAUCAGGAAAUGGUGGGACUGGGGCUGGUCUUGGGUUUUGUCCAGAAAGCCCAUGUUUGCGCAGGACCUUGAAAUGAACGAAGAAGAAACUAGGGUUCUAGGCUGCCACAAUAAAGGCAGCUGGAGACAUGUUUUUUACAAGGUUAGGUCUGAGAUAAAAAACUGGUGGGAACUGACAAAGUUGGCCUCCCACAAACUUACAGGUACGAUGCUUUAAACUACGCCAAGAAUUUUGACGAUGGAAAGAAAAUCUAUGGUUGAUCAUUCGGAAUGCAUGAAUGGAGGUGUUCAAAGAAAGCUUUAUAGGGAAAUUAAUAAGCAAUUCAUUGCUUCAUUAUUCAGAUCAUCAGAAAGACUGUAGAAUUCUAUAUUUUUUUGUCUGGCUCUUGUUUUUUUUUUUUCUUUAUUUGGUUUCAGCUUUCCUUUGAUAUUAUAAUGCAAAUGUUGAUUCGUGAAAUGAAACAUUAAUGGCCUGUAAUUAAUUUGUUCUGUCAUAUGAUGUGAUUUUGCUUGGAAGGGAAGAGUUAAGACCUUCAACUACCUGUUGGUUUACUCGACUAAUUGCAUUCUUCUCUGGCUGGUGUCCAACCACACCUUCAAAUCUACAUUCUUCAUAAAUUCAAGUUAAUUGGCCAUAAUUAUGGCUAUGGGGGUACCAUUGAACAAUAAGGAAGUUGUAGAAAGAGGGUUGUAUUCACUGUGUUACACAUCGUGAUCUGUUAGCUGCAAUCACAGUUGUUAUUGUACUAUAAUUUUUUAAUUUCAUUAUUUAUUUUUGCAAUGUAAUAUCGAUAAUUUUUGCUCUUUUAAUUUGCAAGAUAUAUUGAUCUACGAAAAUAAAAUACAAAUUGCAAUUAAAAAGAGAGAUAGAGUUUCCCACUCCAAUCUCACUAUAAUUGCAACCCCAUUAUAAAUAUUUGCACAGAUCUAGUGGUUUGUAUGAGACUGAAUUUCCAGUAUUUUUGGGGCUUUUUUAUGUAAUUUAAGUUCUGAUAACAACUGAGGCCAGAUAAGCUUGAACGGGUGAAAAAAUUUGGGUCGCAUUCUCCACAAAACGUCGGUGCCAGAGACAAAAGUGCAAUUCCAAUCACUGCCAGCAAAGAUGACAUGACGAUUAUGAUGACGAUGAUAAUGAGACUUGAGACCAAGCUAAAGCUUUAGCUGUCCCCCACUGCUACAGAUGUUUGCCGGCCAGUUUUCUUACAAAACAGACAUAGAUUCAAGUGCCAAUGAAAGUAUUGUGUUGGUGUCCCGAGUAUCCUCCUAGAAAGAUUGCCAAGUGGGGUUAGCACCGAGCAUCACCUUGAAUCAUGCAAAAAAAGUGUCGGUGGUUAAAUUUGGAUUUAUCAAUUCAUUCACUAUUUUUUUUUCCUUAAAAAAUAUAAAGAUUGUAGGAAUAUCAUAAUUCUGUGGUUGACUCUAAUCUUAUAAUAAAGUCACACGGAGCCCCCAAAUCAAGGACGAAAUGGACAAAAUAUAUAUUUUAAGUAGGGACUUGAGAGAUUAGUAAUUAAUUAGCCAUCGGUGAUGGGAGUGAAAUGUGAAAUUUGUGUUGGUAGUAGCAGGUAAGAAGGCAAAUUUGGGUUAAAGGAAUAUACUUUUUUUUGGUAUGGUUUGGCAGGACAUCAAUAGCUCCCUCCCUCUGUUUCUAUAAAAACAAAAAAAUAAUAAAGGAAAACACAAAAUGUGUGGGACAGUAGUUAUGGACCUUAUGGUGAUGCAUUGUCCAUAA
Molecule: messenger RNA, 2115 nt
Organism: Durio zibethinus
Lineage: Eukaryota; Viridiplantae; Streptophyta; Magnoliopsida; Malvales; Malvaceae
Source: RefSeq, a predicted model, not a curated record